AUGCGAUUCUCUACCGUCACCGCCUGCCUGACUGCCUGCUUGGCGCCAGCGGCGGCUCUGAGCGUUCUCAAUGGCAAGGCUCCCGAACUCACCAUCAGCGACGACCUCAAGAUUCCUGGCGAUUCCCCUCUCGAAUUUUGCCCCGGAGACCACGCAGCCGAUCUUAUCAAGAUCGACCGGGUUGAUUUGGCUCCUAACCCUCCCAAGGCUGGCCAGGAACUCUUGAUCAAGGCCAAGGGAUCAGUCAAGCAGAAGAUUGAAGAGGGCGCUUACGUUCUCUUGACUGUCAAGUAUGGUCUCAUCCGCCUCAUCAGCACCAAGGCCGAUCUCUGCGAGCAGAUUGGCAACGUCGACCUCAAGUGUCCCGUCGAAAAGGGCGAGGUCGAGGUCGUUAAGACUGUAGACCUUCCUGCCGAGAUCCCCCCUGGCAAGUACACUGUGCUGGCCGAUGUUUUCACUGCCGACGAUGUACAGAUUACAUGUUUGACGGCAACUGUCGCCUUCUCUCGUAGCAGCAAGGGUUUCUUUGGCAGCGAUCUGUGA
Molecule: messenger RNA, 543 nt
Organism: Fusarium pseudograminearum CS3096
Lineage: Eukaryota; Fungi; Ascomycota; Sordariomycetes; Hypocreales; Nectriaceae
Exons: 3
Coding region: 1-543 (180 amino acids)
Biological process (GO): intracellular sterol transport
Molecular function (GO): sterol binding
Source: RefSeq, a predicted model, not a curated record